CUUGUAUUAUUUUUAUUGCCGGACGCGCGGCCGGUGAGCCAAUGAGGGAAGGCUUCGUGUCCCGCCAGUUCCCGUUAGGCAAUCCGCGCUGUUGUCCGCCCGGCAAAAGGCAGCGGCGGCAGCGGCAGCGGAGCAACUGGCACUCCUCGCAUUCCAGGCGAGCUUCCCGUCGCCGUGCCUCGAAUCCUGACGUCCCGUCUUGUUUUGCCUGCUUAAAGAUUCCGGACCAGCGUCGCAGAUAGUGCAUCUCUUCACUGACAUCGCCUCGAGCAAAGCGCCAAGAUGAACUGGACCAGCGUGGCACUUCUGGGAGCUGCGUUCUGCGUGGCGUUUCUCGCCGACCUGUUGGAGGCCCGAGCAGGAAAGGACUACUACGAGCUGCUCGGGGUGGGCAGGUCGGCCACGGACCGGGAGAUCAAGAAGGCCUUCCGCAAACUGGCCAUGAAGUACCACCCAGACAAGAACAAGGAAAAGGGCGCUGAGGAGAAGUUCAAGGAGAUCGCCCAAGCCUACGAAGUGCUGAGCGACAAGGAGAAACGCGAGAAGUACGACGCCUACGGACACGAGGCCUUCUCUCAGGGGACCGGAGGCCAGGGCCCGCACUUCCAGGACUUCAACAUGCACGACUUCUUCCGCCACUUCGACGACGCAUUUGCGUCUCACCAGCACCACGGCCACCACCAGAGGGGUCAUUUCGGAGGCCACCCCCACGGCCAGCAUGGAGGAGCGCCCCCCCACCACCGGCAGGGCGGCCCCGGAGGAUUCCGGUUCAACUUCGGGGACGGCUUCCUCAACAUGGACGACCUGUUCUCGGACUUCGGGCCGGACGAGAUGGAAUCUGGGAGGGGCAGCCGCUUUGACGGCGGCCGCUUCGACGGCGGCAUGAACGACAUGUUCGGCAACGGAGACUCCUUCUUCCGCAGCUCCCACUUCAGCUCGCAGCAGCGCAAAUCCGGUCAAGGUCACUGCAAAACAGUCACACAGAGGGUUGGCAACAUGGUGACAACAUACACGCAGUGCUCGUAAUGCGUGCAAGGCGCAUGGUGACCCCCAAGGUCGACCAUUGGAAUGCAGUCCCGGCUCGGGAAGUGCCACCUCAGUUGCUCGAAGACUUUGCCCAUGAUCCCUCUUCAGAGGUGCUCCAGAUGGGAAGAGGUCUUUCUGGUGCUGGCUGGCGAUGGAAGAAAAAGGAAAAGAGAAGCAAGCCUCGUGUGCAUUUUUGGAAGAACACUACACCUUCCCUUUUUGCACCUCUGCACGGCGUGUGGCUUUGUUAGUAAAACGAGGCUGUAGAUGGUUGUGAUGUCGGCAGCAAGUCGCUUGUAAAGAUGCAGUGUAAGAUACUCAUUGUCCAUAGCUUGUUGCGCAAAGAUGCCCCAUCUGUCGGUGACCAAGUGGUAAACGGGUUUUAAAGUAACUGUUCAGUAACUGUCCAAUUUUUUUUUUUUUUUGUUACUGUUAAAAAUAUUUUUAUUUGCUUUGUGCUUAAGUGUCUUGAACACAUUAGCGGAGCCGACAUUUGUGCCUUUUCAUGAGCCACUAUAUUUUUGUAUUGGGGUGAAUUGCACGGUUUUGGAACUGUGACUGUAAUUUAUGCUUGUAGUGGCCUUUUUUUCUUUUUCGAAUUUUAAGGUUUGUGGAUGGGUGUACAGUUGUACAAAGUAUUUAUUGCUUGUAGAGUCUGUUUUUAAAGUAGUGUAUGUUUUAAUAAUUUUGUCCAUGCUUGGUUGUAUUGAUCCUGGAAAUUUUGAAAUACUGCAAAGUGUAUAUAAGUACUCGCUUAGUGUACAGAAAAGUAUUUCACUGUAAUAAGAUAAACACAAGAAAAGCCAGUGGUGUGAUUGCCUGAAAUGGCUCUCCUAAUUGAAGAAUUCAGGCAUUGCCAUUUUGCACAUUGCAGCAAUCUUGUGUUCCUAGUUCUGUGGUGAUUAGCUUAGCUUAAUUCAGCCGCAGAAAUGAGUGGCGCCUGCAUUUUGACAGGCUCCUGUAUUUUGUCUAUGCCCAAAGAUAACUUUUACUUUUUAUUUUUCUCUUUUUUUUUUUUUUUUAGCUGUUUUAGUUGCAUACUGGAAAUUCCCCAGUGGUUUAAUUUAUGCCCCAGUCAUUUGCUGAGGUGUAUCUGCAGCGUUCCUUUGAUAAUGUUGACAGAAAGUGCAAAGUUUGAGAGUGCAGUGUUGUAGAAAGUUAAAUUUAAUUCCUAAGUGCAGAAAAAAAUGUGACAAUAAAAUCAAUAUUUUUUUAAAUAAA
This is a messenger RNA of Ixodes scapularis (black-legged tick), 2247 nucleotides long. RefSeq names its product dnaJ homolog subfamily B member 9. The record is from RefSeq and is a predicted model, not a curated record. Lineage: Eukaryota; Metazoa; Arthropoda; Arachnida; Ixodida; Ixodidae. Gene Ontology annotation, molecular function: misfolded protein binding; protein-folding chaperone binding. Bases 283 to 1026 code for a protein of 247 amino acids. Gene Ontology annotation, cellular component: endoplasmic reticulum. The transcript has 5 exons.